Molecule: messenger RNA, 5250 nt
Organism: Arvicanthis niloticus (Nile rat)
Lineage: Eukaryota; Metazoa; Chordata; Mammalia; Rodentia; Muridae
Gene: Foxj2
Product: forkhead box J2
Biological process (GO): regulation of transcription by RNA polymerase II
Cellular component (GO): nucleus
Molecular function (GO): DNA-binding transcription factor activity, RNA polymerase II-specific; RNA polymerase II cis-regulatory region sequence-specific DNA binding
Source: RefSeq, a predicted model, not a curated record
CCGAGCCGAGCCCCGACGCACUCCGUCCGCCUGCCGGCUCCCGGGAGCCCCGACCGACCGGAGCCUCAGAGGUGGCAGCGCGGGGAGCCCCACGCGCGAGGAAGCGCGGCGGACCGGGGACGUGACCGGGGAGGCGCUGCCGCCUGGCAGCGGGUGACGGGAGCCGGGACCGCGGCCUCCGGGACCCUGCUGCCCAGGCCGGCGGGCCGGGCGGGAGCGGGGAGUGCGAGGACCCCACCCUCGGGGCACCCAGUGCCGGGACUUGCUCCCUCUCCCUUGGGAGGGAGGACCCUCCCCACUCCCGGGACAGCCAGAAGAGAUCGCCGCAGGGCACGCGCGGCUGUCCCUACCACGGUGGCUCUAGAGGAGACCCCCCGAAGUCGGGAAGGGUAGUGGGACCUGAAGGACUCGGAGUGAGACCUCCCUCACGCCUCAACGCACUGCAGACAGUUCGGGACUUUUGAGGUAGAAAGGGAGCCAUGCCUGUGGAGUAGGCACCCCGCAUCCCACCCGGGACUCACCGCGGAGAGGCGUCCUGACACGCACAAGCCAGGACCCUCCAGGGAACCGCCAGGAAUUGGUUUAGUUUGCUGGAGAGUAGAAGACCUCGCCCCUCAACUUGCGUGCACCUAGACAGUGGACCCAGGCAGAGCCCCUCCGCUCAGAUCUCCAACUGACAGAAAGAGUCCUCAGCCCCUGAAAGAUCCAGUUUGGGGGGGAGGGGGAUUCCCCCAAAGGGGAGGAGACAACUCCUGGCUGGGAGAGGCUCCUCCCCUCCUCCCUAGGGUAGCAGGCAGGGUGUGGGGGGUGUGCCAUCUUCCCCAGGUAGGUCCUCCCUCUCCCCCUCCUCCUCCUCCGGCUCCUCUUCCUCAGGGGACUCAGUUCCCUGCUCCAGCCUGGGAGGCUCUGCCAGGCGCUGGAGGAGUCACUGAGGAUGCCACCUGUCACCUGCCUCUGAAGAGGGGAAUCCCUGCAACCUCAAACUUCUGUACCAGGGGGUUUCCUCCAGCGGCUGGGGGAACCUUGGAAACAGAACCCAGAAGUAAGAUGGCCUCUGACUUGGAGAGUAGCCUCACCUCUAUAGACUGGCUGCCACAGCUGACUCUCAGAGCCACUAUUGAGAAGCUUGGGAGUGCUUCUCAGGCUGGGGCUCCAGGGGGCGCCCGCAAGUGCUCCCCAGGCUCCCCCACAGAUCCUAACGCCACCCUCAGCAAAGAUGAGGCAGCGGUCCACCAAGAUGGCAAGCCACGGUACAGCUACGCCACCCUCAUCACCUAUGCCAUCAACUCCUCCCCAGCUAAGAAGAUGACUCUCAGUGAGAUUUACCGCUGGAUCUGCGACAACUUCCCCUAUUACAAGAAUGCUGGCAUCGGUUGGAAGAAUUCCAUUCGACACAACCUUUCCCUUAACAAGUGUUUCCGGAAGGUGCCCAGACCUCGGGAUGACCCCGGGAAGGGCUCUUAUUGGACAAUUGACACCUGCCCUGACAUUUCCCGGAAGAGAAGACACCCUCCAGAUGAUGAUCUAUCCCAAGACUCCCCAGAACAAGAGGCCAGCAAAAGCCCCCGGGGAGGUGUUCCAGGGAGUGGAGAAACCUCACUGUCUCAUGAGGGGACUUCUCAGAUGUCACUGCAGAGCCCCUCCUCCAUGGCCAACUACAGCCAGGGCCCAGGGUCUGUGGAUGGUGGAGCAGUGGCAGCAGGGGCCCCAGGCCAGGAGAGCACAGAGAGUGCCCCUCCCCUCUACAACACCAACCACGACUUCAAAUUCUCCUACUCAGAGAUCAACUUUCAGGACCUGAGCUGGUCCUUCCGAAACCUCUACAAGUCUAUGCUGGAGCGGUCUUCUGCCUCUCAGCACGGCUUCUCCUCGCUCCUGGGAGACAUGCCACCUUCUAACAACUACUACAUGUACCAGCAGCAGCAGCAACAGCAGCAGCAGCCACCACCGCAGCCACCACCACAGCCACCACCCCAGCAACCACAACCACAGCAGCAGCAGGCACCCACUCAGGGCCCCUCAAAUGUAGGGGGUGCCCCUCCACUGCACACCCCAAGCCCUGAUGGCUGUACCACACCCGGGGGAAAGCAAGCGGGAGCUGAAGGCUAUGGUCCCCCCGCUGGGAUGGCCAUGCAUCCUCCCCCACUGCAGCAUGGAAGCUACCACACACAUCAGCACCAUCCCCACCCCCACCCUGCUCAGCAGCCAGCACAGCAGCAGGCACAGAGCCAGGCACCCAUCAACAGCACUGGCUUUGCCUUUCCUCCAGACUGGUGCUCCAAUAUUGACUCCUUAAAGGAAAGCUUCAAAAUGGUGAACCGGCUCAACUGGUCCAGCAUCGAGCAGUCCCAGUUCUCAGAGCUGAUGGAGAGCCUACGGCAGGCAGAGCAAAGGAACUGGACCCUCGACCAGCAUCACAUCGCCAACUUGUGUGACUCCCUCAACCACUUCCUCACCCAGACUGGUCACAUGCCCCCACAAGGGGCUUCCCACCGACCACCUGCCCCUUCCCGGAUCACUGACUCCUGUGCCCUCACCAGUGGCAAACCAGAGCCAUCCAUGAGCCAAGUGAACUCUUACGGACACCCACAAGCCUCCCAUCUCUACCCUGGCCCAGCGCCCAUGUACCCAAUCUCCACCCAAGACUCAGCAGGAUACAGUCGCCCAGCACACCACAUGGUUCCCCGGCCACCUGUCCCACCUCCUGGUGCCAAUGAAGAGAUCACCGAUGACUUCGACUGGGACUUGAUCACUUAACGAAUCACAGUGGACAUCAGCCCAAGGCCUGGUGGUGAAUUCUGGCCACAGGGGAAGAACAGUCCCCGCCUGUCCUCCCCAAAUAUGUAUAUAGAUAUAUAGCUUCUUUCUGUUCUCUCUGUCAGAGAAGCCACCGCAAGAUGCUGCCGAUGAUAAUCCCAUUUCCUCCUCCUUCUGUUUCCCUCCUAGUUCUUUUAUUAUUAUUCUAAUUAUAUUAUUAUUAUUAUUGGUUACAUACUGCCCAGUCUGCUGCCCUCUGACCCUGGGCUUUGCCCUCUCUUUGCCCAUUUGAAAUCUUCAGGCCUCAACAUGAGGCCGUGAUAGCUGUCGAGGAAGGCUUCAAAUUCUAGUUCACCUUUCUCUCUGAGAAACUCAGUGCUGAUCCCACCUUUCAGUUCAGAGUUGUGAUCUGUUCCUGUCUGUCUCGGGCUGGCCUGGAGAGGCCGCAGUAAGUAGAGGGGAGUGUCUAAGGCACUGCUUGGCAACCAUGAUGUUGCAGUUUUCCUCAAUGGUGCUAAUUGUGUCCUCUGAGCUUUCCCAUUACACAGCCAAUCUUUAUUUGCUCUGGCAGUCCUCAUGACAGGUGGACUUGGAGAGGUGGGUUCAGUAGAAUGCCACAGAGCAGUGAUGGGUAUAGCCCAGGAUGAGGUUGGGUGUGCACUGCCAUGCCAAAGCAUUCCUGGCUUCUUCCUGGCUCAUGCUCUCAGGAGGUUAGCCGGUCUGCUCGGGCGUGAGGACCACUGUCCAGCAUAGGUUCAGCUUCUUGGAGACAAUAUCAUUUAAGGCAUUUUGGCUUUGGCAAGGGAAUUCUUUCUGAGAGUUAACUGGCUGUAAUAUAAACGUCCUUCCACCAUUUGCUCCUUCAGCAAAUACUAUUUUGUCUUCCUAAAGCUGUUUGUCCAAAUUAUCCACCUGUCUUAUUUUUUUUUUUCUCCCAUUCUCUGGGAUUCUCAAAAGACAAAAGGAAGCCAUUCUCACUCCUAGUAUCUUCAUGUCAUAUAUGUGCCGUGGAAACCUCUCUCUCUCCUGUCAUAGCAGACUCAUACCUGAGUACUGCUGAUGGGACAGUGGGGAGAUGAGGGGGAGCCUUCGUAGACGUGGGUGGGAACCUGUCACUUGUUUAACUGCACAGGGAGAUGCUUCUCUUGAAGUUCCUGUCGGUGGGGUGGAAGCUUUGGAUUUUGACAGGCAAUGAAAAUUGUAAGAGAGAAAUGACUAACACAGAGACAGAGACAGGGCUUGGCGAGGGCAAGGCACACGCCUAGGCACAGUGCGGAGUCUCCGUUUACAGUGAGCGGCCAUGAUUUAUUGCUGCAGAGGUCUUGGUGUGUUGUCGAAUGUGACUUCUGAGAAGGAAGACCAGUCUCACUUCCAUUUUAUUUCUACUAAAUCUUCUGAAACAGACAAAAUGUGUAUCUUCAACAGGGCCAAUCUCUGUGACUUUUGUUCAUAUGCUUUUAUUUAUCCAUGAUUUCUAAGACACUGGGCUUCCUGUUCUCACUUCCCCUCAUCGCCCCGUUUCCUUUCUUUAGAAGGGGGCUUAUGUAUGAGACUGGUGAAGCCCAGUGAAGCUAGUAAAGGGGCAAGAUGGGCAGUUCACUAAAGAGCACUUUAUUUCUUUGUAAGGAAGAAAAAGGGAGUAUAAGGAAAAAAAAGUGUUCUCCAGCACAAUGUGCGAUGUACUGGAGAGCGUCUGGUGGGGCCGAUGUAUGUCGAAAGAUUUCUCCCUAGGGAAAGGGGUGUCUCCCCAGAGGUGACACACACCUUUGCUCAGGCCCUCCUAGACAUCUCUUGCUAUUUCUUCCAUUCAGGUGUAUUCUGCACAGCUUCCCUUUGGUUUCCUUGAGGUCUUACCCUGCAGAGUACCACCUCCUCUCCUAAACACCUUUCCUGGUCAUAUCUGUCCAAGGUUGGGGAACAUAGGCUGAGUUGUACUCCCAGGUGCCUCUGGCUUCUCCAUGUCUUGAGAACCAUUCUCCCUGGUGGGCAGCUGGAGCAGCUGCCUUGAGCUGGAGACCAGAGGGUGACUUUAGGGCCCUGAGGUUCUAGCUCUCCAGGGUCAGGCUUGCAGAAUAGGGCAGUUCAAACCUGAUCCCCUUUGGGCCUCAGUUUCCCAUGUCAUCUGUGACAUGGAAAGAGAACUACUUUUAUUUUGUUGGUCCGGUGUUGCUGGACAUGAAGUAUAGUCCUUGUUGUUGUCUUGGGUGAUGUGUGCACAGUUGUAGGGGUCACUGCCUAUAAGAGGAAAUAGGGGAGAGAGCCUAGGAGCAGGACUAGAGGAGAAGCCAUUUGUGUCGAUCCACCUAGCCUAGGCUUCCUCUCCUCAACCCCAUGUUUCUGGUUUGGUGAGCUCUUUAUACCACCCAUAAUGCUUUGCAUUGGUGCAGGCUGGGAAGGGGUGUAUGGGCUCACAACUUGUUUGGUUUUUUGUUUUUGUUUUGUUUUUGUUUUUUUUUGCAUGCUUUCUUAAUAAAAAAAAAGAAAAGAAAAGAA